This is a messenger RNA of Actinia tenebrosa (Australian red waratah sea anemone), 714 nucleotides long. RefSeq names its product MAM and LDL-receptor class A domain-containing protein 1. Gene Ontology annotation, cellular component: membrane. Gene Ontology annotation, biological process: proteolysis. NCBI's taxonomy places the organism in Eukaryota, Metazoa, Cnidaria, Anthozoa, Actiniaria, Actiniidae. The record is from RefSeq and is a predicted model, not a curated record. Gene Ontology annotation, molecular function: serine-type endopeptidase activity.
AAUUGCACUUGGAAAAGGUUAACAUGUAGCUUUUCGUUUCAAAGGCACUCAACCACCAACUCAGCCACCAACUCAGCCACCUACACCACAACCACCUACCCAACCACCGAGUCAAGGCAUGAACACCGAUUUCAACACUUUGGGGGCCUGGAGACAAGCAACCAAUGACAAAUUUGAUUGGACACUUCAUUCUGGAUGUACGACAUCAUCAGCAACAGGACCAUGCGCUGACCAUUCUGGAUCAGGAAAGUAUGCAUACAUCGAGACUUCCAGUCCUCGUGUAUCAGGAGACAAUGCAAGACUUACUUUUAGUGGAAAUUAUGAUGGAGACUUGUGUAUGACAUUCUACUAUCACAUGUAUGGUAGCUCGAUUGGAUCACUUAAGAUUUACGACAAUGGUGUUGUGGUGCUGAGUAAAGCAGGGGACCAUGGAAACCAAUGGAUGAAGGAACAAGUAGGCCUGAGCAGUAACAGAAAUGUGGCAAUAGAAGGUGUAAGAGGAUCAUCKUACCAGGGAGACAUUGCUAUUGACGAUAUAUCUGUCACCAAAGGACGAUGUGCCAGCACAGCUCCCCMGACCCCUCCAAAACCAUCAACCCCGCCACUACCUACACAAUCACCAGGUAAGACUAUCUUUACUCGUAAAAUCUGUGCCUAACUGGUUUGCAAUGAUAGGGACCUAUGAAUAAUUGUCCAAGGUGUUAAAAAAAGGUA